UGCCUCAGUUUGACUGGAGAGUCAGUUCAUGUUGCUUUUGUUCAUCCCCUGAGCGGACGCUAGUUUGGUGAAGUAUGCGUAUGUGAAUGUGUGUCGAUAACAUCACGUCUCAUUUCUUCAAGUUUUUGUAGACAUUGUCGCAAAAAGAUUUUCCAAAAGGAUUUGUUUCCAGUGGUUUCAUGUGAACUACACGAUAGACCUUCACGAUAUUAAUUCAGGAGAUUGUUUCAUCCUUUAUUGUGUAACACGUGUUUGGUACCCUCCGUGACUUUCUAUUUCGGUGGUUAAGGUAUACGGUAGAAAGACCUUUUGUGUGGUGUUCCUCGCUGCUUAUCCACAACUGACGUCAUAGAACCUUCUGCUGCUCACCCACAACUGACAUCACAUAACCUCGUGGUUUCAUCAAAGCCCCUUUGUUCAAGAACUCCGGGAGAGAUCACGAGAGUAUCCAGCACUGACAGCGACUACUGAAACGAAUCGUACAAGCACAGCCCAGAAGUUUCACCAUGUCACAAAACAUGACGACCUCACCGCUGAAGCAAAAUCACUUCAGAGUUCAACUGACGCCACCCGUACCAUGGAUCAAUCCUGCUGGCUGGUCAGCUCACUCCGUCCCCGUCCCUUCAUUCAGCGACAUUGGUCACCAGCUGGCAGAAAACAUGGCUCCAGAACCAGCAGACUGCCAGCCGUCAUGUAAAAGACGGAGAAUGGAAACUGAACCGUCACCCAAUGGUGCGGAGUCCAGUGUCAGCGGUUUCGGAUUACGCCCCUUCUCAAGUAGUCAGACGAGGAAUGUUGGUGACGUCAGUGGUGGUUAUGAUCACGUGUCCCAGAUGCCGAUGGAAACUCAGUUGUGGUUUCGCCUUCGUGAACAGGCGCUGAGAGAAAAGAGAGACAACUUGCUGCAUUAUGGGACGGUGGAUAUCGGAACUGUGGACUGGGUGAAGGUCCAAGCUGUGUCUGCUCCAGUGUUUUCUCUGGUCAGCGCCUUCGUGGCCAACUUUCAGGAGGAAUUUUACACCAACAGAUUUUCCCUGGAAGAGCGACUUGUUCUCAAAUACUUGUGCACCGAGUGCAAGAUUGAGACAACUGACCAGCUCUGUAACAACGACAGUGUGGUCACACUCAGGAAGACAAGUGAGACUCUUUUUCCCACUGACCAAGCUUUCCAACGCGUUCUGAUGACCCUCCAACAACCACAAACAAUGGUCGGGCAUUGACAAAGCUUCUGACAACUGAACGAUGACCGGAACCUGGGAACUUGACUUUCAGCUCGAGAGAGCAGACAGACAGACUAUAAAUAGUUUAUUGUCCCACCCACAAGGGCGCAAUUGCUACAUCAUAAGGGUGCACUUGAGCACUGGUACACUGCAGGGCCUGCCUUUGAAAUAACUUAUUUGUAUCUCCAAAACUGUUCGAUUUUUGCUCAUCAAAACUAUUCACUGCUGAUAGUACACAAUAUUUUCAGUUCAAAUCUACAUCUUGGAUCUAACAUCUCAUGGAAAAAACAGUUAAUGUACUUUCGUAAAUUAUAGUAGUUAAUCAUUAUGCAAUCUAUAACAUGUAACAUGUAACGCAGCCUUGUUUCAACAACAGGCAUACACUACCACCACUUUCUAAACUACGACUUAUUUAUAUUAUGCAUUACUGAACGUUCGUGCAGGAAGAUUUUUGUAGAUAACAUACAUGUAUUAGUAAGUCAAAUUUAUAAAAUACAUCUUGGUUCUAAGUUGAUGAUAAAGAGUAUAUUUGUGACUACCUAUACUUGUAUUCGUAAUUGUGUCCUUCUGAAAAUCCAUCUACAGACCUGUACCACUGUUUUGUCCACACUUUUAUUUUCUAUUAAAUCAGUAGUUAAUAAAUAGGCACCCGGCGGAAAAAAAAUGAUUUUAAUAGUGUAAGAAAGUUGUAUGAUG
Messenger RNA from Aplysia californica (California sea hare), 1916 nucleotides. RefSeq lists its product as uncharacterized. NCBI's taxonomy places the organism in Eukaryota, Metazoa, Mollusca, Gastropoda, Aplysiida, Aplysiidae. The transcript has 5 exons. Bases 507 to 1220 code for a protein of 237 amino acids. The record is from RefSeq and is a predicted model, not a curated record.